This is a messenger RNA of Neltuma alba, 677 nucleotides long. RefSeq names its product long chain base biosynthesis protein 1-like. The transcript is spliced from 7 exons. NCBI's taxonomy places the organism in Eukaryota, Viridiplantae, Streptophyta, Magnoliopsida, Fabales, Fabaceae. The record is from RefSeq and is a predicted model, not a curated record. Gene Ontology annotation, molecular function: pyridoxal phosphate binding; serine C-palmitoyltransferase activity. Bases 1 to 558 code for a protein of 185 amino acids. Gene Ontology annotation, biological process: ceramide biosynthetic process; sphingosine biosynthetic process. Gene Ontology annotation, cellular component: endoplasmic reticulum.
AUGACGUUCAAGACGCUCCUUCUGCUCGAGCUGUGGUUUUGGUUUUCAUAUGGCGGACAUUUAUUCGUGGAAGGUCUUCUUCUGGUGGUCAUCCUUUUCCUGCUUUCGCAGAAAAGUUACAAGCCUCCUAAACGGCCCUUAACAGAAAAGGAAAUAGAUGAGCUGUGUGACGAAUGGGUUCCAGAACCCCUUAUUCCUCAUGUUAGUAAAGAGAUGCAGUAUGAACCACCGGUGCUAGAGAGUGCUGCAGGGCCACAUGCCAUAAUUAAUGGUAAAGAAGUUGUGAAUUUUGCUUCAGCAAACUAUCUUGGGUUGAUAGGUCAUAAGAAGCUGCUUGACUCCUGCUCUUCUGCUCUUGAGAAAUAUGGUGUUGGUUCUUGUGGUCCUCGUGGGUUUUAUGGAACAAUUGACGUGCACCUUGACUGUGAAGCCAGAAUAGCAAAGUUUUUGGGAACCCCUGAUUCAAUUCUCUACUCUUAUGGACUUUCCACCAUGUUCAGUGCAAUUCCUGCUUUCUCUAAAAAAGGAGAAUAUUGUUGGUGUAAGCAUAAACUCUGACUAUUGGCUAUAUGGUUCUGUCCAGUUUUGCCUCCUCUUCAGACAAUUAUAGAGAGCAGUGAUAGCCAAACACUGCUGAUGUGAUAGCCGAGCCGUUUAUCUCAAAAUUUUUGUUGGGC